AUGUUGUUUUGGUUUAUCCUUGCAGCCGCGGCGGUUUGCCUUUUUUUCCGCUUCCCUUACCUAAUACAAGAUGUCAAGUACAUCGUGAAAAACUUGCGAAUACGUCGCAAAGUCAUGGAGUACAUCGAAACCAACUACACCAUCUUGGACCGCUUUAUGGAGCAGGCGAAAAAGCAGCCGCACAAGCCACUCGUCCUCUUCAAAGAUGAGACGUUCACGUACCAGGACGCCGACCGGCUCAGCAACCAAGCCGCAAGGGUGCUGCUGCAAAGCGGCCUGCUGAAGCAAGGCGACACGGUGACUUUGUUCGUGGCCAACGAGCCCGUGUUCGUGUGGCUCUGGUUGGCUCUCUUCAAACUCGGCUGUUCAGCGGCUCUACUCAACUCCAACAUCAGGUCCAAGUCACUGCUGCAUUGCUUCAAGUGCAGCGGCGCCCAAGUUUUACUGGUCGCUCCAGACUUGCAGAGCGCAGUGGAGGAGGUGCUACCAGAACUAUUGGAGCAGCAGGUGACUGUGUACUUCUUGGGGAACCCGGUGACAUGUGCAGGCGUGCACAGCUUCACCGACAAGAUGAGCAACAUGUCCUCUGAACCGCUCUCUAGAGAGUUAAGAUCAGAUUUGAACAUGCAGAGUCCCGCCGUCUACGUGUACACAUCAGGGACUACUGGUCUCCCUAAGGCAGCAGUGCUUACCCAUACCAAACUAUGGGCCAUGGCUAUGAUUCUUCGCAGUUGUGGAGUAAUCGCAGAUGACGUGCUUUAUAUCAGCCUCCCUCUGUAUCACACCUCGGGAUUUGUUGGAUUCGCAGGAGCAAUUGACUUAGGUAUCACAGUUGCCCUGAAGAGUAAAUUCUCUUCAUCACAGUUCUGGGAUGACUGCAGGAAAUACAAUGUGACUGUAAUACAAUACAUUGGGGAAAUAAUGCGUUUUGUCUGUAACACACCAAAGAAACCUAACGACCGAAACCACAAAGUAAGACUUGCGAUCGGCAACGGCAUCAGAGCCAACGUCUGGAAGGAUUUCUUGAACCGCUUCGGAAAUGUUCAAAUCUUGGAGCUUUAUGGAGCAACGGAAGGGAACUUCGUGUUGAUGAAUUACUGCGGCAAGAUUGGCGCUGUUGGACGAGACAACUUCUUAUACAGAUGGCGUUAUCCAUUUGCAUUGAUCAAGUACGAUGUGGACCUGGGAGAACCUGUGAGGAAUUCAUCUGGUCUCUGCAUCCAAGUUCCCAAAGGUGAGCCUGGCCUUCUUGUUUCUGAGAUAACUGCGAGGGCUCCAUUCUUGGGCUACGCCAGAAACCUGCAGCAGACUGAGAAGAAGAAACUGCACGAUGUCGUCAAGAAAGGUGACGUCUAUUUCAACACGGGUGACUUGAUGCUCAUCGACAAAGACGACUUUAUUUACUUUCAAGACCGGAUCGGUGAUACCUUCAGAUGGAAAGGAGAGAACGUGUCCACUAAUGAAGUGGCUGAUGUCAUCACUCAGGCAGACUGCAUCACUGAGGCAACUGUGUAUGGUGUGGAAGUGCCAGGCAACGAGGGGCGAGUGGGAAUGGCGGCAGUAGCCCUAAAGGACGGGUAUACGUUUGAUUCUGUAGGCAUCUUCAAGCACCUCGAAAGCUUCCUGCCACCUUACGCCAGACCACGCUUUAUAAGGAUUCAGGGCUCUUUGGAUGUCACGGGAACGUUCAAGCUUGUGAAGUCCAGGCUGGUUAAGGAGGGUUUUGACCCCUCUUCCAUAACGGAACCACUCUAUUUUAUGGAUGACAAGGAAAAGAAAUAUGUCCCACUUACCAUGGAGAUCAUCCAUGGAGUUACAUCAGGCAAUAUUAAAAUCUGA
This is a messenger RNA of Nerophis lumbriciformis (worm pipefish), 1839 nucleotides long. The record is from RefSeq and is a predicted model, not a curated record. NCBI's taxonomy places the organism in Eukaryota, Metazoa, Chordata, Actinopteri, Syngnathiformes, Syngnathidae.